GAACACUCGCAUUUGAAGGGUUAGGGGGUUAAAACAGCGCUACAUUUCGGAUGCGCUUGAAGGGAGAAGGAAGUUGACGUCAUAUUCGUUUUCAUAGAAAUUAUGAAGCCAAUAUAUAUUAAAUCGCCAAUUAAGAUGUUCUGGACACCCGUAGAAGCCGUCGUCGGAGGCGGCGCGGGAGCAGGCGCGGGCAGCGCGGAUAGCCUACAUCCCUCUUCUCUCCUUUCAUUACUAUGAAUUGCGACAUGUCAUUCACAAUGACCUCGGAUUCCCCUGCUUUGGGUGUCACAGUUGGUGGGAAUGUGCAGAAAUAUAGCAACAAAAAGAAGAAGAUUCUCAGUGCAGAAGAGUAUGAAGUCUUUGAGCUGACUCAGGCAGCUGGUAUUAUUUUGGACCAGGAGGUCUUUAAGAUAAUUUUGGACCUGCUGAAGAUGAACGUGGCUCCUCUGGCUGUCUUCCAGACAUUAAAAGCCAUGUGUGUAGGCCAACGAAUCAUUGAUACUUCAGCUGGAGACACCUCUUCAGCUUCAUUCUCCACCACCCACCCUGAGCCCAGAGUGCGGACCAAAAUGGCACAGACUCACACGGAAAAGGGAGGGAGAGAUGGCUCCAGUCAGCGGGUACCUCGUCAGUCCAGCACUAGUAGAGGGCUAAAAAAUACCAAGAGCCCUGGAAGCAGCAGUUCCUCAUAGUACACUAUAAAUGUGAUCAUUCUUUCUCACAUCAGUUUCUAUGUGGAUCUGAAUGUUGGUUUACUGUAUGGUUGGUUUAAUGUUUUUGAUUUCUGUAUUCAGUAUUGACAAUAAAAAAGUUGUGCUCGGACUGCA
Molecule: messenger RNA, 827 nt
Organism: Sardina pilchardus (European sardine)
Lineage: Eukaryota; Metazoa; Chordata; Actinopteri; Clupeiformes; Clupeidae
Gene: mzt2b
Product: mitotic spindle organizing protein 2B
Exons: 4
Coding region: 234-692 (152 amino acids)
Cellular component (GO): centrosome; spindle
Source: RefSeq, a predicted model, not a curated record